Hydractinia symbiolongicarpus is the source of this 1261-nucleotide messenger RNA. Its product is annotated as zinc metalloproteinase nas-4-like. Gene Ontology annotation, biological process: proteolysis. The record is from RefSeq and is a predicted model, not a curated record. The transcript has 8 exons. NCBI's taxonomy places the organism in Eukaryota, Metazoa, Cnidaria, Hydrozoa, Anthoathecata, Hydractiniidae. Bases 251 to 1150 code for a protein of 299 amino acids. Gene Ontology annotation, molecular function: metalloendopeptidase activity; zinc ion binding.
AAAGGUUGAUGCAGCAGUGAUCUCCUGUAGUAGCCAAGCAACCUUGUUUGCAGCGCUCUUCCUGUCUUUCAAAACACUUGCCCAAUGAAGAUUUAUUAAGUGCUUAAUUAACUUUCGGAUUUGACCCGAUUUCAACAAUGGUAAAGUAACGCUUCAAGAUUGUAUACUUCUGUUUAUCUUGAAGUAUCUAUCCUAAACACGAUCUCCAACUUCAGAACAAAUUUGGUGUUGCUGUAACACUGACCAAAACAUGAUUUCGCUUCUCGUGAUUUUAUUGGUUCGCUCUGUGAUGUCAUUUCCUCCAAUGGAAAAUCCAAACCUUUUCGAAGGCGAUAUGAUAUUAUCUCCCGAGCAAAUGAGACGCAUCCAAGAUGCUAGUUCUGGAAACAGCUUUGCGGGAGUAAUCUCCAAUCGAUGGCCGUCCACAACAAUUGCUUGGAGCGCUUCCAAGGAAAUAAUACAAAGUUCGAAAGCGAUGAAAGCGAUCAACGCCGCUAUCGUGGAGUAUCACGCCAAAACUUGUUUAAAGUUCGUGCGAAGAACGAACGAGAAAGCGUAUUUUUAUUUCUAUGAGGGCUCGGGGUGUCAUUCAAGAGUCGGCUACUUUGGUACUGUCAAUAAAAUUAGUCUUGCGUCAGAAUGCCAACACGCUCCAACCGCCAUGCAUGAGAUGUUCCACUCUCUAGGAUUUCAUCAUGAGCAAUCCAGAGCUGACCGUGACAAAUAUGUCAAAAUAAUAUGGGAUAAUAUACCUAACGCUGCACGAAAAAAUUUCAAAAAGUAUCCACACAGUCAGUUGGAUUUUCGAGGAGAAGCAUAUGACUAUUUAUCCAUCUCUCAUUAUCGCAAGGAUACUUUCGGUGGUGGCCGCAUGACUAUCAAAACGUUGCAGAAGAAAUAUGAAGAUCUGAUUGGUACAUCCACUCACCUGAGUGCAAGUGAUGUGCGACAAUUAAACGCUAUGUAUCGAUGUAAUGGAAAAGGAACGCUGCCGCCAACUUUAACGCCACCCCCUUCGCGAGCACCAGUAUGUGAGGACGAGAAUGGUUUGGAUUACUGUACACCUCUUUUACGUUAUUGUCAUUCUGGCUCGACAAGCCUACAGAAAGUUUUGAAAAAACAGUGCUAUAAAUCUUGUCAAUAUUGUUAAUCGCGAAGGAUUUACAGAAUCAAAACCUGCAGUAAAUUAACAAAGUUGUCAAUUAUACUGUACUGUUUAUUAUUGUGAUUGCAAAAAAUAAAAAAGUUUAAAAAAAAUUAA